Messenger RNA from Chinchilla lanigera (long-tailed chinchilla), 1113 nucleotides. It is a transcript of the gene Krt8, whose product is annotated as keratin 8, type II. NCBI's taxonomy places the organism in Eukaryota, Metazoa, Chordata, Mammalia, Rodentia, Chinchillidae. The record is from RefSeq and is a predicted model, not a curated record. Gene Ontology annotation, cellular component: keratin filament.
UCCUCCCUCCCCUGCCUCCGGGCUGUGUUUUAUAUAAGGGGCCUUUCCUGGGUGCAGUCCCAUCUUCCAGAAGCAGCUGCCCGGCUCCUUCUUGAAUCUUCGUCUUCAGCUCGCCUGCCUCCACCUCAGCCUCCACCAUGUCCAUAAGGGUGACCCAGAAGUCCUACAAGGUGUCCACCUCCGGCCCCCGGGCCUUCAGCAGCCUCUCCUACACCAGCGGGCCCGCUUCCCGCAUCAGCUCCUCCAGCUUCUCUCGAAUGGGCAGCAGCGGCAGCUUUCGGGGCGGCCUGGGGCUGGGCGGCUAUGGCGGGGCUGGUGGUGUGGGGGGCAUCACAGCCGUCCAGGUGAACCAGAGCCUGCUGAACCCCCUGAACCUGGAGGUGGACCCCAACAUCCAGGCCGUGCGCAUUCAGGAGAAGGAGCAGAUCAAGAACCUCAACAACAAGUUCGCCUCCUUCAUCGACAAGCCGGCGGCAGCUGGACACACUGGGUCAGGAGAAGCUGAAGCUGGAGGCGGAGCUCGGCAACAUGCAGGGGCUGGUGGAGGACUUCAAGAAUAAGUAUGAAGAUGAGAUCAAUAAACGUACAGAGAUGGAGAAUGAAUUUGUCCUCAUCAAGAAGGAUGUGGAUGAAGCUUACAUGAACAAGGUGGAGCUCGAGUCUCGCCUGGAAGGGCUGACUGACGAGAUCAACUUCCUCAGGCAGCUCUAUGAACAGGAGUGGUGAGCUCACCGUAUGGGGGCCUCACAAGCCCUGGCUUUGGGACCCUCCAAAGCCCUGGCUUCACCCGCACCAAGUCUGCCGUGGUCGUGAAGAAGAUCGAGACCCGUGAUGGGAAGCUGGUGUCUGAGACCUCUGAUGUCCUACCCAAGUGAAUGGGCCACAGCAGCCUCUCCCAGCCCAUACCCCGCCUGUAGCUGCCCCAGAGCCUGUGGGGGAGACAGCUGCACAUGGGAGCAUUGGGAACAAGAGACCCACCUGAGGCUCAGCCCUAGUCCUCAGCCCACCCUUGCGGGGAAUCUACUGCCUGGGGUACCCCUUCUUGCCCAUGCCCUUCACCAAAAACCAAUUGAAUUGUUUUUUCCAAAAUAAAGCCUGGUUUUGCCACCUGAA